AUGUGCCAUCCUUGCCUCUCGCUCCCUGCGCUACAGCCCCAAAAGGGUCCGAUCCAGCCUGUGCCCAGACCCAAAGAAGUCCGUUCCAAGACUGCCCUGCAGGAGGCCGUCGACGUGCGUGUCCUGGUGCGAGGCCGGGGCAUGCCUGGGCUGGGGCAGGGAACUCUUGGGGGUCGACCCUUGUACAGGUUGCCGUUGCUGCUGCUAAUGGUGCUUCUGGCUGCACCCGCCGGCGCCUGGUACAAGCACAUGGCAAGCCCUCGCUACCGCACUGUGGGUCGGGCUGCUGGCCUGCUCCUGGGCCUUGGCCGCUCGCCCUACAGGUGGCGCCGCUCCUGGGAUACCCUCACCCCGGGGGCCCUUGGCCUGGGCGUGUCCCUCCAGGAGCCCUCUGUCAGGGAAGCUGUCGUGCAGCUGCCCUCGGGGGUGCAGAAGCUGCGGGAGGCGGCACGAGGAAGCUCCCAGGCAGAGCUUCCAGUCCGUGCACCCGGGAGCCCGCGCACCCCGAAACCGGAGCCGCGACAGGACACCCACUCCUGGGCCUUAGCGGCGCCCUCCAGGUACAUGAGGGAGAGAGCCUUCGAGGAGAUACCACCCGCCCACCACACCCUGAGCCCCGCCCAGGCCGCAGGCCCCUCCCCAUCUCUGGCGGUUGAGGGCCUUGCAGAGGGAUGUAAGCUGAAAGCUCAGAGGGAAGCCCCCUACUCGCUGCGUCUUCCCAAGGAGCAUCUAGGCGGGGGUUGUGGAGCCUGGGCGCUGGAAGGAAGCAAGGGGGUAGUUCGAACUAGGCUCAGCCUGCUACUGACGCUGCCGCUGCCGCUGCCACUGCCCCAUGGGGAACUGGCUUGGCUUGCUCUGCCUGGCCCCCAGGAACCAGCAACCACGCCCCUCCUCGGCCGGCGGGGGAUAGAGGCCAGAGUUGGGGUGGGGGGUGGCCCGGCGCUGGGGACUUCGGGGCCGCGGGCAGAGGGGCGGGGACGGGGCGGGAGCGGGGGCGGUGCUGCAGCCCGAGCCCAAGCCGAAGCCCGAGGCGACGGGAGCCGAACCGAGUCGCCGCCGAGGACUCCGGUCCCCGCCGACACCUCCUCCGCGCCGCCCCCCGCGCCCCGCAUGGUGGGCGACGUGCGGUGA
This is a messenger RNA of Chrysochloris asiatica (Cape golden mole), 1131 nucleotides long. RefSeq lists its product as uncharacterized. The coding region runs from base 1 to 1131 and encodes 376 amino acids. Lineage: Eukaryota; Metazoa; Chordata; Mammalia; Afrosoricida; Chrysochloridae. The transcript has 5 exons. Gene Ontology annotation, molecular function: G protein-coupled receptor binding. The record is from RefSeq and is a predicted model, not a curated record. Gene Ontology annotation, biological process: feeding behavior; G protein-coupled receptor signaling pathway.